AUGUCAGGUCCAAUGUCAGCUUUUGCUCGAUAUUCUCAAGAAGAAAACUCAUCAUCACCUCCUCAAACUAAUUCUGUUUUACCAGCAUCUCGUAAACGUAAACGUGUUUCAGUUAUAAAUACAAAUGGUCAUUCAAAAGAAAAUCAACCAAAUAAAAAUCGAUCAAAAUCACUUCAACCUUUAAUAGCAAUUUCUGAAACAAAUGGUCAAACACAUCGUAUUGAACAGCCACAAAAUACAAUUAAAAAAUUGAAAAAUUUCGAAAAGAAAUUUUUAUCACCUGCUUAUCCAACACCCUAUCCUCAACGUCAGGUGAUUGUUUCUGAAUCUCAUCAAUCAUCAUCUGACAACUCAGAUGAAAUGGAAGAGGAUGAAGAUGACGAUGAAGAUGUUGAAGAAGAUCAAUCACCUUUAUCAGCUUGGCUUCAUGAUCAUGUUCCAAUCGAUGAUAGUACUCUUCUUGGUCAACAUGUAUUCAGUUUACUUAUUGAUCCUAUUCCAUUAAAACAAUUUGCAAAACGAACAUGGCAAAAAGAAGCAUUACAUAUUUCACGUAAACAAUCAACAUAUUAUAAUGGAUUAUUUUCUACUAGUGAUAUUGAUGAUAUUUUACGAGAAAAUAUACUUGAAUAUGGUGAUAAUGUUGAUUUAACUUUUUAUAAUCCACUAACAUCUAAAAAAGAACGACAUAAUCCAGCUGGUCGUGCUCGUCCAGCUGUAGUCUGGGAUUCUUAUAAUGAAGGAUGUUCUGUUCGUAUUCUUAAUCCACAUACAUAUUCAAAAAAUAUUUGGAAAUUAUUAUCAUGUCUUCAAGAAUUUUUUGGUUCACUUGUUGGUGCAAAUACAUAUUUAACACCACCUGGAUCUCAAGGAUUUGCACCACAUUAUGAUGAUAUUGAUGCAUUUAUUCUUCAACUUGAAGGAAAAAAACA
Messenger RNA from Adineta steineri, 932 nucleotides. NCBI's taxonomy places the organism in Eukaryota, Metazoa, Rotifera, Eurotatoria, Adinetida, Adinetidae. The record is from the annotation of a GenBank genome assembly.